This is a messenger RNA of Cucumis melo (muskmelon), 2426 nucleotides long. Its product is annotated as vacuolar-sorting receptor 6-like. NCBI's taxonomy places the organism in Eukaryota, Viridiplantae, Streptophyta, Magnoliopsida, Cucurbitales, Cucurbitaceae. Gene Ontology annotation, molecular function: calcium ion binding. The transcript has 12 exons. The coding region runs from base 220 to 2106 and encodes 628 amino acids. The record is from RefSeq and is a predicted model, not a curated record.
AGAAGAAGAAGAAGAAGAAGGCCACAAAUAGAAGCAAACAAAACUAAGUCUUCCUCCUUCUUCUCUUCUAUCGUUGAUUAUUCCCACAAUUCUCUCUCACUUCUGAACUGAACCAACGUAACAACAACUCCCCUCCCCUUUCUUCUUCUUCUUCUUCUUCUUCUUCUUCUUCUUCUUCUUGUGUGUUUCUUCAUCUUUCAAUCCGAUCCAAUCAAAAUCAUGCCUCACUUUCUAUCCCUCCUCCUUUCUUCUCUUUUAAUAAUUAUUCAACUUCAUGUUCAUGUCCAUGCCCGUUUCGUCGUCGAGAAGAGCAGCGUCUCCGUUCUCUCUCCCACCUCUCUCAAGUCCAAACAUGACGCUGCCAUCGCCAACUUUGGUAUUCCCGACUACGGUGGUUUCAUUGUCGGCUCUCUUUUCUAUCCUCAAACAGGGGCUUUCGGAUGUCUCCCCUUCCAAGGAGACAAGCCUUUCAAGUCCAACACCUCUCGUCCUACUAUCCUUCUUCUCGAUCGUGGAGAUUGCUACUUUGCAUUGAAAGUAUGGAAUGCUCAACAGGCGGGAGCGGCUGUAGUUUUAGUAAUGGAUAGUAUCGACGAGUCUCUAAUAACCAUGGAUUUACCUGAAGACAGCACCGAAGCAGAUGCUUACAUCGAAAAGAUACGAAUUCCAUCUGCUUUCAUAGAGAAAUCACUGGGCACAACCCUAAAGCAAGCAGUGAGGAAUGCUGAAGAUGUUGUGAUCAGAUUAGAUUGGAGAGAGUCAGUUCCCCAUCCAGACAGCCGAGUGGAGUACGAAUUUUGGACCAACAGCAAUGACGAAUGUGGCACUCGAUGUAAUGAGCAAAUGGAUUUUGUCAAAAGUUUUAAGGGUCAUGCUCAAAUUCUGGAGAAAGGAGGUUACACUCAGUUCACACCACACUACAUCACUUGGUAUUGCCCCGAGGCCUUCAGAUUUAGCAGCCAAUGCAAGUCACAGUGCAUUAACCACGGCAGAUAUUGUGCGCCAGACCCUGAGCAAGAUUUUGGAGUUGGCUAUGAAGGCAAAGACAUUGUCUAUGAAAAUCUCAGACAGCUUUGUGUGCAUCGAGUUUCCAACGAGACCAACCGCUCCUGGGUUUGGUGGGAUUUUGUUACAGAUUUUCACGUUAGAUGCUCCAUGAAGGACAAAAGAUACACCAAGCAAUGUGCUGAGGAUGUCAUGAAGUCUCUCAACCUUCCAGUUGACAAGAUCAACGAAUGCAUGGGCGACCCUGAAGCUGAUCUGGAGAAUAAGGUGCUAAAAAUCGAGCAAGAAAUGCAGAUUGGCCAUGGGGCUCGGGGAGAUGUUACAAUCUUACCCACAUUAGUUAUUAAUGAAGUUCAGUAUCGAGGGAAACUGGACAGAACUGCUGUGCUGAAGGCCAUCUGUUCAGGAUUUAAGGAAACUGAGGAGCCUCCCAUUUGCUUAACUUCAGAUAUUCAAACUGAUGAAUGCCUCGAAAGGAACGGUGGCUGUUGGCAGCUCCUACAACAGAACAUAACCGCAUGCAAAGACACAUUUAGAGGACGAGUUUGUGAGUGCCCUGUCGUUAAUGGUGUUCAGUAUAAAGGAGAUGGUUACACUACUUGUGAAGCAUAUGGACCUGCAAGGUGUACGAUUAACAAUGGUGGUUGCUGGUCAGAAACUAAAAAUGAAUUAACUGCCACAGCUUGCUCAAAUUCAGAUAUAAGUGGUUGCAAGUGUCCAUCUGGAUUCAGAGGCGAUGGCCAAAACUGCGAAGAUGUUGAUGAAUGCAAGGAGCGUCUUGCUUGUCAGUGUGAAGGUUGUAGCUGCAAGAACACUUGGGGUGGGUAUCACUGUAAGUGUAGUGGUAACCAAGUAUACAUGAAGGACCAAGAUACUUGUAUCGAAAAAAGUGGAUCGAAAGUUGGAUUGUUUCUCGUCUUUCUAGUGCUGGCAGUGGUUGUUGGAGGGGGAUUAGCUGGUUACAUGUUCUACAAAUAUAGGCUGCGGUCUUACAUGGAUUCGGAGAUUAUGUCAAUCAUGUCGCAGUACAUGCCACUGGACAGCCAGAAUAAGGUUGAAUCCCACAGUGAAACUGAAACGCUAAGGCAAGGGGCAGUGUAACUUGGUAGGACACGAGAAGAAGGGAGAAUGAAGUAAAUGGUAUUCAACAAAGACAAGACAAAGCAAAUGCAGAGAGGGGAGGAUGGAGCAUAGAUCAGCAUACCGGAUAAUACUUGAUACAUACAUAAAUCGAUUGUGAAUUGGGCUCUUGUAAUAUCAUAAUUUUGGUACUGGUAUUGGGUACCUUGGCUUGUCGACUUAAUUUACAUUUGGAACAUUUUUCUUCAGAUCAUGAUUCAUGACACUCUUUUUCUUGUACAAAUUGAUACAGUUGGCCGAGGAUGUGAUUGUAGAUUAAUAAAGCCUGCAAAUUGAAUGCA